AUGCUUCCUUAGUCUAUUCUAGAUCAUAUCAUUAACAAUACUAAUAUAUCUAAAGUUAGAGCUAUCAGCAACUCCUUUCAAAAGUUAAAUAGUAAAUCCUAAUGUAGCUAAUCAUUUAAUAAAGAAGAUAACUGUGAUGUCCCAAACAAUAAAGAGUCUUAAAUAGAUGAUCAAAACCCAGAAAUAUUAUUUAAGGAAAACGUGUCUUUGUAAAACUAAGAAGAUGCAUUAAUGGUUGUAUCAAUACUGAGAAAGCAAAUAAAAAAUAAAUUGGAAAUAACCUUUGUAAAAAAAGCUCUAGAAAACUUGGAUAUAUGGAAAAAUUAAGUUAAUUUAUUUAAUCAAGGUAGCAGCUUUAAUAAUUCUAUAUUCUCUCAUAUGAAAGUUUAAUAUUGCUAAAAGGGAGAAGUUAUCUUCAAUUAUGGUGACUAAGGAUCAAUAUAUUAUAUAGUUGCCUAAGGCUCCUUCAGUUGUCUAAUACCUAAAUCUAUGAAAUAACAAAAGCAAACAGAUGAUUAGCUGAAUUAAGAAUAAAGAUAGAAUAUGUUAAAGAAUAUGUCUGUUGUUUAAGAGAAGUCUAAAGAAAUUGUGGUUAAUCCAUUAGAAGAACUUAUACCAAUUAGCCAAUAUGUAAAACCUUCCGAAAAAUAAAAAGUUAUUUAGGAAGAAACUAUCAGUGAAUUCCACAGCCUUUCAAAAAAAAAAAUUAUUUAGGAUUUUAAAUAAGAAAAUAUUGAUGAAGAUAAAAUUUAUAAACAAAAUUUUCCAAGUUUCACAAAAAUUAAAGUUUACACUCCAGGAGAGUCUUUUGGAGAAAUAGCUUUACUCACUAUGCAAAAAGAAAGAAAAGCAACUAUAAUUUCUAGAGAAGAUGGUAUCCUAAUUACAUUGGAUAAAUCUAAGUUUGAUAAAAUAUUAAACAUUUUUAAAGAGCUUAAAAUAAGAAAUAGUCUCGAUUUUUUGCAUAGAUUUUCAUUUUUAAAUGAGCUAGGCCCAACUAAGCUUUUAAGUUUACUUCAUUGUACAGAAAUAAUUAAAUUUUAAAAAUCUAACAUAAUAUACAAAGAAGGUGAUAAAGCAGAGAAUAUCUUUUUUAUUAGAUAAGGAGUUAUAAUGCUAACAAAAUUAGGUGAAAUCAUUGAUGACAAAUUGGUAGAACAAAGGCAGCAAGAAAUAGAUGAAAACUAAUCUUUAGAUUUAAAUAAGGUAAAAAAAAAUCAAGCAAUUUCUUAAUCUUAAAUCAGAGUACAGUUAGUAGUUUAUAAGGAAAACAGUUUUUUUGGUGAAGAUGAAAUAAUGUAAGAUUUAGCUAUGAGAAAUACAAAAGCUGAAGUAAGUUCGUUUGAAGCCGAAAUUUAUAUAAUUUCUAAAUAAAGAUUAUUUGACUAUCUUAAGGGCUCGAAUGUAUAUAAUAUCUUAGUAUAGGAAUACGAAGUAAAACAAAAAUGGAGAAUAUAGCAGUAUAAAAAUAUAAUAAAUAUGAAAUAAAAUACAAUAAAUUAGUAUAAUAUUAAGAUGAAAUAAAUACUUGGUGAGGAAUACAGAUAAGCUUACAUUAAUAGGAUAAACUCUUAAUUGUUAUAAACUGAGCUUAAUAAAAGUAAAGCUCCUACUUCUUCACAAAAAUUCUAAAAGCCACUUGUAAAUAACUUCAUUAAAGAAAUAAAUUUACAAAAAAAGCAAUCUUCAGUCUUAAAUAAAAGCUAAAGUUCCUCAUAAGAAGAAAAUUAAGUAGAAGAGAUUUUGAAUUAGAAAGCGGAAUAAUUGGAAACACCCAAUUCAUCUAUUAUUGCUAAGCAAAAUAAAUAAGAAUAAUAAAAUGAAAAUAAAAAAGAUUUUAUACAAAUAGACGAAUAUUUUCAAAGUUAAGAUACAGAAAAUAUUUCUUCUCCCCUUCACUAAACAUUUCGUAUUCCUCCUGAACUUUCUGAAUAUUCAUUAAACUAAAUAUUAGAGGAAAGGUUUUAACAUAAAUAAAUGGUAUUAAAUUAAUCAGAAAAGAAGGGAAAGCCAUCUAACUUCUUUAUUAUUAUUGAUCCUCACUAAAGGAAAUAGCAAGAUUUAGAUAUAUUUAAACUAAAAAAAGAAAAGACAAAACCUUUUUUUUAAAAAUAAUUUUAAAAAAAGAGGUUAUAAAAUUUAGAAUAAAAUAAUAAGUCUCACUAAUCAGACAAAAAGCUUUUUGCAGAGUAAAUAGAAGAUUUUUCACAGAUUUUUAAUAUGUCAAGGUAAGAGAGCCAAAAUGCUUAAUAAAAUAUUGACUAAGCUAAAAAUAACUUUUUUGAAAUUAGCAAUGACGAAAAAUAAAAUUUUACAUCAAUGUCGCUUGAUUGUAAAUAAUCAUCAAAUAAACAGAAAAGUAAUACUUCUUCUAAUGAUGAAAUCAAAUUGCAUAGAUAAUGUUAGGGCUAGAGCAGCUAUUCGGUAAGGUCUAAUAAAAUAUGA
Molecule: messenger RNA, 2445 nt
Organism: Tetrahymena thermophila SB210
Lineage: Eukaryota; Ciliophora; Oligohymenophorea; Hymenostomatida; Tetrahymenidae
Product: cyclic nucleotide-binding domain protein
Exons: 10
Source: RefSeq, a predicted model, not a curated record